AUGGGUGGCGACUCGCGACAAGCGUUGGCCGAGGCGAGCGAUUCCCGCAAGCGGCUGCCGCUGCCGCCGCCACCGCCACCUACCGUUGCGAAUGCCGCUCCACUCAAAGUAAUAGUUGCUGAGGAAGGGCAUAUAAAAGAUGCUGAUGUCGUGAACAUUUCAAACAAUAAACUGAAUGCGGGCAGGUGGGUAAAGACAAAUGGAGCCUCUACACGACGCAAGUCAACACCAAAAGUGGCGCAAACCCGGGUUACUAUUGGCAUGCGUUUGAAGCGGUGGAUUAUCACGGGUAGAAUAGGCGCUGGUUCCUUUGGCGAAACAUUUACGGCAAUAGAAGAACCUAGAGGCCGCAGUGAUGGCGAUGAGGAAGGUGAAACGGACGACAUUCUGGCGCUUUCUCAUAGCAGCUUAACCUCCCCCAAUCUAGUGGAGGUGUGUAUUAAGGUAGAACAGGAAAAUAAAAAUGUCCUUCGAAUUGAGGCGGCAGCCUUAAAAAAGAUACAGCCCUGUCCUCAGGUGGUGCGAUACCUGGGAAGUGGAAAUACGGGAGGUAUGAACUUUUUAGUGAUGGAGCGACUGGGGCCAAAUCUGGCAGAGUUGCGCCGUAAUACACCUCUUGGCACCUUUACCCACUUCACGACUCUCAAGUUGGGUAUAUCAUGCCUCCGGGCAAUACGAGGUGUGCAUCAAAUGGGCCUCGUCCACCGUGACAUUAAACCCUCCAACUUUGUUAUGGGCUUGGGUGGAACGUCAGAUCCGCGGACCUGCUAUCUUAUAGACUUUGGCUUAGCUCGUCGAUAUCGUCGUGUCAACGGGGAUGUACGCCCACCGCGUGAAAAUGCCGGUUUCCGUGGGACAAGCCGGUACGCUUCACUAGCCUCGCAUCGUCAGCAAGAGCUUGGCCGUGUAGAUGAUAUAUGGAGCCUCUUGUUUAUGCUUGUUGAAUUCGCCACUGGAAGUUUGCCCUGGCGCAAGUAUAAGGAGAAGGAAGAAAUUGGUCGCUGCAAGGAAGAAAUGAUUGGGCCUGGACUAGUUCAAAAUUUGCCUCGUGAAUUUCGUCAAUUUUUAGCGCAUUUACAGACGUUGCAGUACGAGGAUGAGCCGGGUUAUGAUUUUCUGCUUUCCCUCUUGGAACGCGCGAUCGAACGCCGCGGCUACCCACCGGACAAAAAAUUUGACUGGGAACACGAGGAUGACACAGUCUAUCAGAUACAUUUUCAUGAUAAGAGAAGCGUCACCAGGGAACUGGUUAGGGAGAAUGACGCUGCGGUUGAUAAUUGUGCCGGCGACAGGGAAAAUUAUUUUCCCCAGCCUAUAAGUUUUCGAUAUGCUUCUCAAAAGCCUCUGGAUGUAACCUCCGUUCCUGCGCCUGAAGCAGUUAAUAUAAAUAAAUCUCGUUCUGCUCCCGCGGCACGUUUGAUGCCUCCCUCACCGCGAACGGAAGAAGAGGCAGAAGAGCAAAGUCGUGUAGGCGCCAGUGACGUGAAUGUUUCCGUCGGGAUUUAUAGAACCUGCGAUUGUGACAACGGUAACCGCGCUCUGCAGGGAGCGGGGACAUUGCCAUGGAAUGCUUCCAGUGCCACGCCUAACCCUCGACUUGCGACUAUUGCUUCUGAGAAUAAGAAUGAGCGCGACGGUGCGGAGCAUUCAAGAGGGUGCGAUGCGAAGGAAGAACAUGAUAAGUUGGAGGUACUCGACCUUGAGGAUGGGUUCUCGCCACGCGAGAGGGUGUCUCCUACGAUACACGGUGAUAAAAUAGAUAAGGAUGCCCUUCUAGGAGACUCGCCGCUCAGGAAUACAGCAGUAGGUGAUCAUUCAACACGGUUAACUUCCCCCAGACAACACGAACAAAAAGAACAAGAACAACAACAACAUCAACAGGAGCAUAAUCCUCAUGAAAUGACGACUACGAAGAGAGUGUCCUUUGCUAGAGAUGUAGACGUAGCUGAAGACGACGCAGCAGCCUCUCCUAGACGCGGAACAAGUGAACCAAAGAAGAAAAAGAAGCGUGUAAGUUGUGAAUGCAAUUUUAUGUGA
This is a messenger RNA of Trypanosoma conorhini, 2037 nucleotides long. Its product is annotated as putative casein kinase. The record is from RefSeq and is a predicted model, not a curated record. The coding region runs from base 1 to 2037 and encodes 678 amino acids. Gene Ontology annotation, cellular component: cytoplasm; nucleus. Lineage: Eukaryota; Euglenozoa; Kinetoplastea; Trypanosomatida; Trypanosomatidae. The transcript has a single exon. Gene Ontology annotation, molecular function: protein serine/threonine kinase activity; ATP binding. Gene Ontology annotation, biological process: peptidyl-serine phosphorylation; signal transduction.